AUGAAAAAAUUGAAAAAACUUUUACAGGGACCAAGAGAGCAGGAAGGAACAACCCUAUCAGAUCAAGCUGAAGUCAAAAGAAAAGAAACUAAAGUACUCCCACCUUUAGUGAAUGCCAUAACAACAUCAGUCAAGAAAAAUGCAGCACCUUUAAAUUUUCCAGGUCAUAAAAGAGGCAUAGCUGCACCAUCUUCACUAGUUGAUGCUAUCGGUAUUGGUCCCUUUCUUCAUGAUGCAACUGAGCUCCCAGAGCUUGAUAGUUUUGGUUAUCCAAUUGGACCAUUAUUAGAUGCACAACAAAUGACUGCUAACCUCUUUGGUGCAUCUCAAACAUGGUUCUUAGUUUGUGGGACAACUUGUGGAAUUUUAGCAGCAAUUAUGUCAACUUGUUCACAUGGUGAUACUUUAAUCCUUGCAAGAAACUCACAUGUUUCAGCCGCUUCAGCAACGGUGCUUUGUGGUGCUCAACCAAAGUACAUUCUUCAUGAACAUAAUCUUCGAUGGGAUAUUGCUGGAGGCGUUACCCCCUUACAGGUGAAAAUAGCAAUUGAAGAACUGGAACAGAAAGGCAAAAAGGCAGCAAGAGUUUUUAUUACAUCACCAACUUAUAAUGGGCUCUUUCUCAAGGAGCAGAUCUUGUCAUACAAUCUACACACAGUUUUGUGCUCAUUUUCCCAAUCAUCAAUGCUACACUUAUUCGGGGAUCGCAUCGAUAGAGAUAGAGUGCACAAAUGUCUUCAAUCUUUACAAACCACUAGUCCAAAUUGGCUUUUAUUAGCUUCCUUGGAUGCAACUAGAGAUGAAUUAAGUAAAAAUCCAAACACCCUUUUCAAUGAAGUAAUGGAACUAGUCCAACAAGUGAAAGAACUAAUAAACCACAUUCCUGGAGUCUCACUUUUCGAUCUCUCAUGUUUCUCCAACAACUUCUCUUAUAUGGACCCUUUGAGGAUGACAAUUGGUGUACAAGAACUUGGCUUGUCAGGUUUAGAAGCAUAUAACAUAUUGUCAGCAAGUCAUGGAAAUCAGCCAGAACUUAUUGGAACUCAAUCUUUCACAUUAGCCUUUAGCUUAGGAACAACUAAAGACCAUACUCAAAGACUUGCUAAUGGAUUGAAGUAUUUAUCAAACAACUUCUUUCAAGAAGAAAUGGAGAUUAUCGAAAAGAAGAGUCAACUAUAUCAUGGUAUAGAAAGGUUGCCAUUGGGAGAAGUUUACAUGAGUUGUACACCAAGAGAAGCCUUUUUUGCUAGGAAAAAGAAAGUGAAUUUUGAAAAAAGUAUUGGGGAAGUUUGUGGAGAAUUUAUUUGCCCUUUCCCUCCAGGUAUCCCAGUGCUAAUCCCAGGUGAAAUCAUCACAAAGAGAGCUAUGGAUUAUCUUGUUCAAGUUAGGGACCAAGGAGCUUUUCUUAAAGGGGCUGUUGAUCCUCUACUUAGCACUGUGGUUGUUUGUGAUUUUUGA
Solanum lycopersicum (tomato) is the source of this 1458-nucleotide messenger RNA. NCBI's taxonomy places the organism in Eukaryota, Viridiplantae, Streptophyta, Magnoliopsida, Solanales, Solanaceae. The record is from RefSeq and is a predicted model, not a curated record.